UUUUUUUUUCAAAAUCAAGUUUUUAUUUCAAUAAUUACCAUAAUCUAAAUAAUCUAAAAUAAUAUCAGAUACCUUUUUCAAUUAAUUUAUAAUCAAUCGCAAAAAUGAAAUCAAUUACUUUAUUCUUCAUCGUCUUAUUCAUCAUUUCUUGUUUACCAAGAUAUAUUGAAUCUCAAGGAGCGCCAGAUGCAGGUGCACCUUCAACAGUUACCAGUGUAGAUGUGGCUCCAACAACUGUUCCUGUUCCAACUACCUCUACUACUACUAUUCCAGUUGAAAGUACCAGCUUCGUAUCACCACCUGUUACAGUAAGUUCUACAUCCCUUUCGGUGGUUCCUAGUCCAACAACAGUCGUUAGUUCUGUUUUUUCUGUAAGCGGUACAGUCUCGAAAACGGUUUCACCUUCAGGAGGCGCAUCAGCAAGCGGUGCCUCACCAAGCGCCAGCCAAAGCAGUUCAUCAAGCUCAUCAAACGCUGCUGAACCCGUUCCUGCACGAGCUGGAAUGGUUAAUGCCGCCGCCGCCGGUGUUGUUAUGGCUGCUAUAAUUUUAUUUUAAAAAAUAUAUAUAUUAUAAUAUGAUAUAGUUCAAAAAAUUCAAAAAUUUAUUCUAUAAUUACCAUUAUUAUAAUUCAUUAAUAACCUAUAAUUAUUUUUUGUAAUUUUAUAUCUAAAUUUCCGAAAAAAAAAAAAUAAACAAUCCUUCUUGAAGAUACUCACUUUCCUUUAAAAAAGUAUAAAUCGACUAACUAAAUACUAUAUUUAAGUCAGAUCAUUGUUAUGUUAAUCUUUCUUAAAACCAAUGACUUUAAAAAGGCUAAUUAAAUUAUUACAGUGAUGGUAGUGCUUAAUAUAGAAAUUGAAUUUUACCCAGAAUGAAAAUCACCAGACUUAUAAACCUUUUACUGGUUAAAAUCAAAUAAAAAAUUUCAAAUUGUAAUGCUCUGGUAAUAUUUACCAUAUUUUAUAAAUUUUUU
Rhizophagus irregularis DAOM 181602=DAOM 197198 is the source of this 975-nucleotide messenger RNA. RefSeq lists its product as uncharacterized. The record is from RefSeq and is a predicted model, not a curated record. NCBI's taxonomy places the organism in Eukaryota, Fungi, Glomeromycota, Glomeromycetes, Glomerales, Glomeraceae.